AUGGAUUCGAGUGUUGCUAUGAGUUGUACUGAUAAUGAUGGUGACAAGGAGGAUGUGAUCAAUGGAGAGAACGACUCAGAAAAGAACAAUUCAAAUGAGAAUGUUAUUGGUUUUGAUACAGCAAGCAGUAACAGCAGCAAUGAUAGUAAUAUGUGUAAUAAGGAUACGACAACAAACGCUCCUAAGUUAUCUUUAGAAGAACAAGUGAACGAACUUGAACGCAAUGUUACUUUUAUAUCUCAUCAGGUGACAUUGCUCAUGAAUGCGCUCCAUGUGCCAGCUUGUCCAUGUGAGAUAUGUGCGCCAACGUAUAAAACUCAAAUGAUGAGAAUGAAAGUGUGCGAUUCAUCGAAAAUACCUUUUGCAUCGUACAGCACUCCGACUGAUUACUGCUGCUACGAUUCGAAGCGAACAAAAAUGUUGUUGGAUGCUUGUUGUUCGACGAAAGAGAAUAAUUACAAUAACAGCAAUAUUAAUUACAAUAAUAUUCAGACGUCGUCGCCGCAAGCACCAUUAUCCCCUUCACCUAACUGCUCAUCAUCGACAGAAUUAAACGUCACAUCGGCAGCAGUUUCACAGAUGACAAGUUUGUUAUCGAAUGUGGAUGGAUGUGACCAAUUGUUAUCACAAAUUCUACUCCAACAACAGAAUUGUCCAAUGAACAGUGGUAAUGGUUUGGCUGGAUUCGUGCAAGCUCUUGCCAUCACUAGCAAUAAUGAUAAUAGUAUUGAUCAUAACAAUAACAGUAAUCAAACGGCUGCCGUUAAUGCCUCACCGAAAGUAUUUUCGUCGACAUCAAACCGAAAUAAUAUCUGCAACAAUGUAUCAUCUGCUUGCUCGUCUUUAUCAUCAAGCACCACCAUAAACAAUACAACAACGAAUAGUUGCGGUCGACGUUCCAAGUACUGUUCAGCUUCUCAGAAGAAAGUUGUUGCAGAGUAUGCCAAUAUUCAUGGUGCUAGCGCAGCAGCGCGAAAGUUUAAUAUACCACCAGCAGUGGCCGCGUAUUAUCAUCGCAAACAGUUCAGACAACAGCACAUCUCAGGACAACGACAAUCAGCAGCGGCACGCGGGUGUGGCAUUGACUCGCCGAGUGUAGCCUCAGGCGAUGAUCUCGAGAGUGAUUGGAGUACAUCUUUGUCGUUCAUCAACAACAAUCAGCAGACCUCUGCUAAUAAUAAGCAACAGCAGCUCGUUCUUCAAUGUGAGCAACACGUAAACAAUAAGUUGAACGCAGCGCAUUGCUCGGGUAGUCCUGGCUUUUUGCGAGGGCGAGGUCGUGGGCGUCCAAAACUGAUUGGUGAUGAAUUGGAUGCGGAAUUGGUUGAUUACAUGGUUCAGGUGAAGCAGUCGGAUCCUCGUGGUCAUUUAACAGCAUCACAAGCGUUGGCUAUAGCGCGCGAUUAUAUUAUGGAAAAGGCACCAGGUUUGCUGCAAGAGCAUGGUGGACAAAUCAAGUUGAAGUUGACGUGGGCGAUGAAACUUGUUUCACGAAUCAGUGAACGUCAGAAAGAGAUUGAACUUGGUCUACCUGCCGGCACUCUCUCAAGAACCGGUUCAGUAACAGCAACAAGUCAUCUACCUGGUGGUAAUUUUAUGGCUGAUAUGAUGGCACAGAAUUUAUUCAAUCAACAUAUGAUGAAGCAAGCAACUGCUGCCUCUUCAGGAGGACGUACAACAGCAGUGUCAGCAACACCGCAAAUACUGAACGUUCGCGAAUUGGAAUUACCGAAGGCGAAUGGAAGUGUGGAAAAGGGUGAAAUUAUAAUGGCGGAAAGAGAUGAGGGGGAUUUUAAAACUACCAUUAUAAAAGAAGAAUCAGAAGGGAAUAAUGGAGAGGAUGACUCAAUUGAAUCGGACAGUGAUGACGACGACGAUGCAAUAAUGGAUGAGCAAACAAUAGAUAAUAAUGAUAGCAUCGAUGAUAAUCCUCUCCAGCUGAAUAUUCAAACGAAUUGUCAUCUCCAACAACAACAAUUUAUUCCGACAAAUGCAUUUUGA
This is a messenger RNA of Anisakis simplex (herring worm), 2001 nucleotides long. The record is from the annotation of a GenBank genome assembly. Lineage: Eukaryota; Metazoa; Nematoda; Chromadorea; Rhabditida; Anisakidae.